AAUAGGGCGACCACAAUACUACAAACAGCUGUCAGCAAUCAGAUUAAGACUGCAGAAAUUUAUUAUUUUCAAAAACAUAUAUGAUUGACGUUUAACCUUGUCUGGCACUCCCACAUGUAACUGUAAACAUGUCUGCCACUCAUGUCACGUCAUUGUGUGAGUGUUGCAGGUGGCUGACUGGUCGGGUUACAAGAUGUCCAUCCAUGACAUGUGAACAUUCCCAUGGAUUACAUGGAAUUCUUGUGACAUAUGGACACAUGGGCCACUUUUCAGCAGAUCCGCCUGCAGGACGUUUUUGGGGUUUCUGGAUAUGACACCUCCAGGUUGUGAGCCAUCGUCAGUGGCUAAGAGGCUUAUUUGGCCCCCACCAAGAAGAGGAAGAGGGGGCAGGAAGGGAUGGAAGGAAUCCCUGAUGCUGGCCUCCUCAGGAGAUCACAGCACUCUGAGCUCCUCUCCAGGAAAUCAAAGAUGCAGAUCCCAGACGGAGGCCGAAGUCCUUUAUCAUCUCCAGCCUGAAGACCCUUGGGGAGCUCCCAACCCACUGCCUGACCAAGAUUUAUUACGCGUGAGUGAUAACACACACACAUACACACAUUUAUAUAGAAACAUACACACAUGUGCAUGUACAGACCACACAGUGUGCACACGUGUCCUGGAACAUACAACACACACAGAGAGAUAACACAUAAACAUGCACACUUCAAAAGCAGCGUCUGAGUGGGAUCUCCGCUGCCCUCUCCUCCCUUCCUCUUGACCCUUGAUCCCAGUCUCGUCAUACCGCUGUCUCGCCGCGUCUCGCUUUCAGCGCCCGUCUGGCUCUCGUCGUCCUCACGUCGCAGGGAGACUGUGUUGUCCUACUUUAUUGGGGUGCAGUAAAGGCAACUUUGGGUCUCCAGUGAAUUGCUUUCUUAAAAGUGUUAUUUAAUUGCGGGGAAAAAGAAUUUAAAAAAAAAUUAAAAUAAAGAAUCGCGUUUUUAAAAUAGAAAAAACUGCAAAAAACUGAAAAAACUAUAUUUUCAAGAAAAGGUUUUUGAAUAAAAAAAAAAAAAAAUACAUUAAAUAAAGAAUGAAAACAGUUAAAAAGAUACAAAAAAACAGCAAAAAGGGAUUAAAAAGUAUUAUUAUUACGGUAGUUUAUUAUGUCAUUUAAUAAGCUCUGCUCUGCUGUUCUUCCUACUCCUUUUCAGACACGUACUUUAAUGUAACUUUGUUGAGCGUGUUCAAAAUGAAACUAAACCAUUAUUUACAAUGCUCCAUCAUUAGAUGCCAUUAAAACGGAUAGCUUGGCUAUUUAAGAUUAUAAUACAUAUAUUUUUUUAAGUAAUAAAAACGCUUAAAAAAAACAGCUACGCAAUACAUUAAGUAAAGAAUGCUAUUUUAAUUUUUGUAAUUAAAAAACUGCAAAAAAAAAAAUUAAAUAAAGAAUGCUAUUUUCAUAAAAUUUAGAAAAUACAAAAAACAGCCCAAAAAAAGUCAAAAAUUGAUUAUUAUUAUUAUUAUUAUUAUAAUUAUUAUUUAAUGAAAUAAAUCCUGCUUCUUCCUGCUCCAUUUUGGCUAAUUGAACGGUGCACGUGGGAAACGUGAUGUACUUCAAUGUAACUUUUGUAAUCAACUAAACCAUCAUUUGCAACCGUCGCUCAUUGGAGACCAUUAAAACACAGACGGAGAGCUUGUUUAUUUAAAAUUAUACUUUAUUUCAUAUAAAAACAUGACAAUAAACAAAUAAAUUAGAUAUUUCUAGAAUAACUUUUCUCAUAGGGCGGGGGGAAACAUUGUAGAAGGUGGUCAUUGUUUACAAAAAUGGAAUGAGUGGAGCAUGAAAAUGUUAAGAGCUUCAUUCCAAACAACACACAAAGUAAAAUAACUUCAUUGACGCCUUCAAAAUGUGGUCCAGAGUAUAAAUACAUACGAAAAUACAACUCUUAGCUUUCUUUCUUUCUUUCUUUUGCUUGCAUUUGAGAUUUUCAUCUCCCUGGGGGGCUUCUCUACAGCUGCUCUUGGUGGCAAAUGUUGAAUUAAGACUUUUUCAUUUCAAAGAUGGCGUCCGGGGAUCAAGAUAGGGAGGGGGGUGGCUGCGUGUUAUUAACAUAAUAAGAGCCUCUUCAUUUACACACAAGCGCCAAUAGGCCCACGGACACACCCUUUUUUCUUUUUUAAAAAAAAGGCCCUCAUUGUCCGGCCCGGCAGCGGACCUGGGGGACCCCUCGGCAGCACUUCGGGGAUGGGUGAAGGGUUACCGCCUCACAAAGGAGACAACCCAGCGCCCUCCCCUCCCCGCUCCUCUAUCUCCAUUCCCUCACGUCUCCUCUAUUUGAAAUCAAUCACACUGGCUUUCACAUUCAGCGCCCACCCCCGACCACAUAACCACCCCCCACCACCACUUUGCCCUCAGCAGUGACAGUGGGCUUGGGCUCCCCACAAGUCCCUAAACCGAGACUCCCUGACCAGGACCUUGUUGUUGUGGUCAUGUAGACCCACUACUGACAUAUAAAUGUAAAAAUAAGGGGGACAAAAAUGCAGAUUUGCGGUUCCAUCUGUUUUCAAUGCCGCUUAAUCCUCAUUAGGGUCGCAGGGGUACGCUGGAGCCUAUCCCAGCUGACUUUCCCAGUCAAUCGCAGGGCACAGAUUUGUGGUUUUGGUACAAAAUGUUAACGUUUUCUAUUUUUGCAGCGUACAAAAUAAUUUAUAAAAGGCAAAUGUAUUUUUGUUGAUGAUAUAUACAUACAAUAGUUGUAUUAUUUUCAUAUAUUCACAGGAAAUCACAAAUUCAGGCACUUUGCUGCCGCUAUGACAGAAACUUCUGAGAUCCUGAGAUUUAAGCCUUUUUUUGUUUUAAAUAAGCAACACAAAAGUAAAAUAAUCUUAUAAUAUAGAGAGAUUUAUAAUUAACAACUUUUCUUCUUCUUUUUUUUCAAACAUAGCAAAAUAAAAUCGAUUUUUUUUCUGUUGUUAAAAUGUCUUUCAUGAAAAAGACCAGGGUUGGCUUCGGGUUGCCAAAACCGUCCCAGCUGUUUUCUUUUUUUAAGAUGUCCAAAGUUGACUCCGGAACGUCCUUGGUCUUCAUCCUCAGUGCUCCAUACAUUCGUGAUUAUGCUUGGGGACGUCCUCUUGUGUCUAAGGGCUUUGUCUCGUGCCACCGUGACGGUCGAACGGAAACUUUUUUUUUAGGAGGAUAAAAACAUUUUAAGCAACAUGUGGUCCAUCUAUCGGAGUGCCGUCUUCAUGUCGAUGCGGGAGCGCACAUCCUGGUAGCCCAGCAGGCAGGGCUCGGAGGACAGGGCGUCGUGGGUGAAAACCGAGUCGUUGUCCGAGGAACAGGAGCUGGACGUGUCCUCGCAUGACGGCGAGUACUGCUCGAAGGGCGUGGACAGGUCCAAGUACUGCAAGGCACACAAACGGGAGACGUGUAAACAGCAAAAAAAGAUGUAUGGCCUAAUUGUCCAGCUGUGAGUUUCGCUAAGGAAUAUUCUGGUCAUGCACGUGUUGGGAGAAUGGCGUUUUUUUAGAACCACAUCUGCUAAGGACCAGCUCAUUUGUGGACUCGUGAAGCCGAAGACAUCUGUCCUUAAUCUACAUGUCAAUCAUGUGUAACAUUCCUUCACUGUGGAUGCAAACAUUUUGUUUUUUGAGGAUUUUGCACUGAAUUUCACAUCCAGCUUGAUGACAUCUGGCCUGCACCUUGUGGUAAAAAACAAAAACAUGCAUGUUCACAUGUGUUAGCAUAUGUGCUAACAGUACAGUAUGUGUUGAAACUUACGUAAUGUUUAUCUCCUCAGCUCCUCACUAUUUUGUGUGAUAACACUAGCCAACAGAUAUGCUAUGUAAUAAGUUGUACCUUAUCUUUCUUUAGCUUAACUUAGCUCAGGUGUUGUUGUGUACCUCGUUACUUCCUGUUUUCAUACUAUAGUAGAGUAAUAGAAUAUGUUAGCUUAACUUAGCUCAGGUGUUGUUGUGUACCUCGUUACUUCCUGUUUUCAUGCUGUAGUAGAGUAAUAGAAUAUGUUAGCUCUGCAUAGUUAGCCUAGCAAUACUGGUGCUCACCCCCUUACUGCCAUGUGUGCAUGCUAGCAAGCAGAUAAAACCAUGUACUGCAAUGUCUCUUAUGUAAUUUCAGCAUAACUAGACUAAUGUUCUUAUCCGUCUUAUGAGUGAACAGCGACAUUGUAUAAUAAAUCUUAGCUGAGCUUAGGUCUGCUGAAGUUGUGCCAACCUCAUGUUUUCAUGCCAGUGAGCAGAUAGCAUAUGUUAGCUUUGCUUUGCUGGUAAUAAUGUCUUUCCUCCAUGUGUGCAUGCUAGCGAGCAGAUAUAAGAAUGUAAUGAUUACUUUCUUAUUUUUUUGUAAAUUUUGCUAAUGAUCCCAUUUACACAUGUGCAUGUUAGCAAGCAGACUAUAGCUAAUAAAGCAUAGCUUUGUUUAGCUUAACUGAUGUGCUUGUGCUUACCUUCUUUGUCCGUUUGUGUAUGCGAAGCCAGGAGGAUUUUUAUUGUUUUUAUUUUAGCGCUGAGCUAAUUUGCUGAUCCAUGUGGGCAUAGCGAACAAACACUGUACAAUAAAUCUUAGCAUAGCUUAGCAGUUAGCAUGUAGAGCUUACCUCAUCGGAGAUGGACAACAGCACUUUGUCCAGUUCCUCCACCAGCUGUUUGAAGGUGGGCCUCUGAGUGGGAACGGCAUGCCAGCACUCGCGCAUCAUCAUGUAGCUUCACAGGCAAAGCAACAACCAAUAAUGUUAGACACAAUCCACAAAUGAGAGACAGCUAUUUCCUUGCGCUUGCGCUUACAGUUCAUGCGUGCAGUUGGAGGGUUUGUCCAUGCGGUGUCCUUCCUUUAGCAGCUUGAAGAGCUCCUCGACUGGGAUGCCAGGGUAUGGGGACCCUCCCAGCGUGAAGAUCUCCCACAUGAGCACACCAAACGACCACCUGAAGGGAAUGAGCCAUGAUAUCUGCCAAAGACGAAAAUGUUGAUGGCAACCAUAGAGGAAAACAAAGAAACUGUCACCAAAAGGGAGGAACGAUGCCAGCAUGAGUGGGCCCAAUGCAGGCCCAAGCCAGACAUCCAGCUGCCCUUUGACCCCUGCCCGUGACCUCUCCCCCUACUCCCACAACAAUAACACCCGCCCAACCAUGUCCGCCACCUCCUCCCUGCAGCGCGUCUACGGGUUUGCGCAAGGGGACCCGUCGCCCCCCUCCUCCACUUACAGCCCCCUCAGGAGACUGCAGCAUCUCACCACCAUGGUCAGCCAGCCUGACCUGGUCCUGCCGGCCCAGUCGGCUAAGAGCUGGGAGUGGGCAUCCAAUCAGAAGGCACCGGAGCGGGACUCCUGGGCCAGUUGCAGGGAUUAUUAUGGUGCCUCCUUCACAAGGAGAGAGGAGAAACAACCCGAGGUCCAAAGCAGUGGGACUAAAGAUGCACCGUUAGCUAGCUGUAGCAGUCCUAGCACGUCAGAGAGGAAAACGGAGGGUUGUUUGUCGUGUCCGCCGAGUCCAGCCUUCUCUCUGGAUAGCAACAGCCCGUUUGCAAAUGGUCUUCUUCACUUUGAGUCCUCCUUGUUCGAGGAUGAUGACAACAACGAUGAAGAGCAGCAGGAGACUUUCCCAACCGUCUCGGACUCGUGCAAUAAGCACAAGACAACAGGAACUGAGAUCCAAUCCAUGCCUGCGGACUCCAAGGAUCUAAAUGUUUCAUCAGCAAAGGUCAUCACUCGAUCCCAGUCGUCAGGCCUGCGACGAAGGUACUGGGAUGGUUCCGAGGACGAGUGGGAGAGCGACACUGAGCUCUUCCUGUUUGGAGAUAGCUCCUCCAGGCAUUUGACGCAGAGUGAUCUGAAAAGGAGUUCUGUGCCGCCCGUGAAGUUUUUAGAGGGCGAGCUCAUUUGGGCAAAGUUCAACCGACGACCUUGGUGGCCCUGCGAGGUCAUCGUUGACCCUGCGCUGGGAGUCUAUCACAGGGUCAAAGAGCCCAGCGAUCGUCCCUGUCGACUUUACCAUGUCAGGACUUUUGGGGAGCCGGAGGAGCAAGCCUGGGUGGAGGAUAGAUCAACUCAUAUUUUCCAUGGAGGCUUUCAGUUCGAACAGCUCGCUCAACUGCAUCGGAAGGGGAAACAAAGGGCGCACAACCAAAAAUACACUAUUGCUAAACGUUUGGAGGCAUCUUGGCAAUCCAGUGUGGAUGAAGCUGAAAUUAUUCUCCAGCAGAGACCCAACAUAGUCUCUUUGUCAAUAGACGAUACCUUCCAGGACAAUUCCCCGGCAGUAAAAAAGGCCUGUCCUCACAUUUCUCCUUCCACGCUGCCUGUGUCCAAUCUUCCCGAGAAAUCGCACAUCAAUGGAUCAAUAUCUUCUCAGAUGAUAUCAUCCCCAAUAGAAACACAAACUAAGCAUGGCACUUUAAAGAAAUCUUCUGGUAAGAGAAAAGACGGUGAUUUAUCAAAGAAGCCUAAAAAGAUCCCACAUAAUAACCCAUCACAUGUGGAGUGCCCUUAUUCAGAUCUUGACUCGGUCCCUAAAAUUUUGUGUCCUAAAGCACUUGAACGUCAGUCUAAGUUGACUCAAUUGCCGACUAAUGUCGCCAAAGACGAAAAGAAACCGCCAGAGAUGCAAAGUGGUCUGUGGUUCAGCAAAUCAGGCAAAGACAGGCGACCUAAAACUGUUGGUCCAGUGCCAGAUCGUACCCUUUUCACCAAGGUGCUCAGUAAGAAAAAGACCUCUGUUAGUAGUAAAAAGAUUGCGGCCCCUGGUGGUCCUGCCUCCAGUGGUGCGCCAGGUGGCCAGUCUGAGGCUGUACUUGUUGAAACAAAGCUUAUACCUGAGAAGGUGGAAGAUAUGAACUCUAAAAACAUCACUGUAGUUAGUACACCUUUUGGAAGCCCUGCUGAACUGGUGUCACAAAAGCAGCAGAAGCCAGUGGAUUCUUCUGACCCCCACGGAUUGUCACAAAAGCAGGAGUCCAUGGAUUCUUCUGGACUUCCAGGAUUUUCACAAAAGCAGGAGUCCAUGGAUUCUUUGGUCCCUCAUGGAUUGUCAAAGAAGCAACAGUCUGUGUCGUCUUAUGGAACUCAAAGUUUCUCACAGAAGCAGGAGUCUGACACUUUGGACUCUUGUGGCUUAUCUCAAAAGGAGGAGAACAUGGGUUCUUCAAAACCUCAAAGAGUAUUACAGAAGCAAGAGUUGGUGGAAUCAUCUGAACCUCAAGGAUUAUCUCAAAAGCAGGAGUCUGUGGCUUUUGCAAGAUCUGAAGGACUGUUACAGAAGUCAGUAUCUUCUUCUAGAUUUCAACAAUUGUCACAGAAGGGGUCAGUAGAUUAUUCUGGAUCUCGAAGACUCCCACAGAAGCAGCAGUCUGUGACUUCUUCUGGAACUCUAGGAUUCUUGCAAAAGCAAGAAUUUGUGGCUACUUCUGAAUCUCAAGGACUGUCAUCAGAGCAGAAGUCCAUGUCUUAUUGUGGAUCACGAUGUUUGUCACAGAAACUGGAGUCAGUGGAUUCUUCCAGACCCCAAAGAUUGCCACAGCAGGAGUCCAUAGAUUAUUCUCAACCUCAACGAUUGUCAAAGAAACAAGUGUCCGUGGAUUCUUUUGGACCUCAAGGAUUCUCACAGAAGCAGGAAUCUGUGGAUUCUUCUGAGCCUCAAGGACUGUCAAAGAAACAGGGGUCUAUGGAUUCUUUGGACCCCCGAGGAUUAUUGCAAAAGCAGGUAUCUGUGGCUGCUUUGACACCUCGAGGUUUGUCACAGAAACAGAAGACCAUAACUUCUUCUGAUCCUCAAGGAUUGUUUAAAAAGCAGGAGUCAGUGGCUUCUUCAAAACCACAAGUAUUGUCACAGAAACAAGAGUCUAACUGCGGAGGAUUGUCAAAUAAGCAGGAGUUCAUGCCUCAAGGGUUGUCACAAAAGCAAGAGUCUGUGACUUCUUCUGGGCCUCAAGGAUUGUCAAACAAGCAGGAGUCGGUGGCUUCUUUAAAACCUCAAGGACUGUCACACAAGCAGGAGUUUGCAACUUGUUCUGUAUCUCAAGGACUGUCACAGAAGCUGGAAUCUGUGGAUUAUCACAGACCAUCUGAGAAGGGUGACUAUUUAAGGGGUAGGCAAGUAAUUCCCAAUUCUACAGACUCAGUUAGUGUCAAGCAGUCUAAUCCAACAAGUAGUCCACAUGUUAAAAACACUAGCAAGAAUACCAGUCACAAGAAUGUCAAUCAAAUUGACCACUGUAAAGUAAGGGAGGUUAAAAAGGUUGCUGUACCGAGUUCUAAGCAGCGACAAGAAAAGGGAAGUAGUGCCAAGACCAAGUCCACAUUAAAUGUUGAAUCAGCAGCUCUGCAGGCAAAAAUGGACCUCCAAAAAUCUCUGAUUUCCCAGUGUAAGAUGCCCUUUGUCAAAUUGAUACGCAAAGAGAUAGACAUCAAGAGAAUCCUAAAUGCCAAGGUAACCAUUGGUCCCAAUGACCAAAUUGGAUGUGUAAAAGGUAAGGAAACCUCAAAUGAGACUGUUGACCUGUCCACUGAUUCAGACUUAUUGGACAAAGGGGAAAGUGUCAAAAAUAAAGUAGACAAAAAUGCUGACAAUGUUGACAGUUCACAAACAAAAACUGUGUCAAUGAAAGACUCAGAAGAAAAGAGGGAGAUUGGUACCUCAGCCCAAACAAUUUCUUCCGAACCUUCACAAAAGCCACAUCAACAAGAUACUUCUGUCUUAAUUGUGGCCCAAAACACAACCCCUCUAUCCUCUCAGUUAGAUGGAUCUUCUGUUUCUGUCGGUAAACAAGUGCCCCAAGACCCAUCCCCUGAGACAACUACCUUUAAAUCGAAGCCUCUUGUCCCAGAAAAGUUGCCUGAAGUUCUACCACAAGAUCUACCUGCUCACCUUCCAGCCAGCAAUCGGCUGAUGACGCGAGCUCUGAAGACCAUGAAGGUGCUGCAAAAGCAGAAACAGAGAAAAGCCAGAAGGACGGCUGGGCAGAAAAAACUCUUACAUCGUAUCAAAAAUGUGGUAGACCCCUCUAAGAACACUUUUAAUCCAGAAAACAUUUCGGACCUUUGCACCACCAAAACAAAGUCCAAGUCUGAUUGUGAGGCCAAUGAUGAGGACACUGUUUCUAGUUGUUAUACGCCGCCUUUGGUGUUCCAGGAUUCUGUUGGAGUCAAGAGUGAAGAGGAGGACCAUUCUCUGUCUUCAGCGUCUCCAAUGGACUUCAUACCCCUCACUUCCAGCGUGAAGGCAAAAGAGGUGGACCAGACCUCUCUAUCUUCGCCUCCCUCACCCUUUUCUUUUAUGAAUGCCUUCAAAAAUGUGAAAGAGGUGUCCUUCCAGUCUUUGACAGAUAAGGCUAAUGGCAAGCCCCUCUCUUUCAAGCCAGACAUGAACUAUAAAUUCAGCACUUUUCUUAUGAUGCUCAAAGAUGUGCAUGAUACGCGGGAGCGAGAUGGGGCCCCUUUAGAACUGGAGAUUGGGCCACCGAGUGCGCAUGUCAAGGAGGAGCCCUUGGUGAUGCCUGGUAUGGCUGCAGUCAUAGACCUAGAUCGAGACGUGAAUGGCGAGCCAAGUUUUAGCCAGGACAAACACACAUAUUUGGAUACAAGUCAAAAUCAUGUCUCCAAAGGGCCUUACAACAGAACUAGCAGUUCCUCUUGGAUGAAGAAGAAAGCUAACCGCAAAGUGCCUUGUCGCCCUGAGAGGUCUGGACCGGGCUACCCGGGAGUUGGAGACUUGCUAAGAAUGGACUUUUCCUCUGUACUGGAUUACUCUGCCAAGGUCCAGUCUCUGCUGGGAGUGCAGGCCUGCCAGUGGGAAGGGCAGGCUGGGAGUGAUGAAGGAAUGUUGAGGUGGAAUAGAGACUUCGGAGAGAUGAAUGGCUUCGUUUCCAACUGUACAGAAGCCAAAUCUAGCCUGAACUGCAACACUGGAGAAGGCGACGAUGCUUCAUCAGCACAUAAACGAAUUAGAAAACCCAGCAAGAGGCUCCUAGAAUGGACCGAAGAAUACGACCAGAUAUUCUCAAGGAAGAAACACAAAAAGCCCCUACCAUCAGUUACAAUGACCAACCAAGCACUUUCACUCACAUCCAAAACGUCAGCACUGGACAAGAACGCACUUGAUCCCGCUUCCUUAAAUGCACUUCCUGAGAUACAGACGCCACCUCCAGAGGAAAUCACCCUCACCACGGAGCUGCAAAUUCCCAGGGCCGAAAACUCGUCCCCGCGGGAAGCACAGGUGCUUUCCAUCGACACGUUAACUCCACCACCUGAGGCCGAAGCUGAACCAUUGCCGUCUGCAGGCCCAGGCCCCGCCAAACAUUACACACACGGUGCUUUGCUACAGAAGAAGCGCAAGAGGAAACCCACGCCGAAGAUUCUGGAAUAUUCCCUUGAAGCCGAAGCAUCAGUAGGCCUUAAGAAGAAGGUGCUGUAUGAUUUGAGUGUGAAAACGGUGAAGAACAGUUCCAGUCCUGCUCAUCCAGAUCCUGAUCCAACACCUUUGAAACCAAAAAGUAGGCAACCGUCCCCGCCUACAAGCCCGGAAGUCUCCAAUUUUUCGCCCACACAUUCCACUUUGACACCAACCAGCACUCCACUGGCACCGACACCACCUGAACCCAAGGCGGAACCUACAGUGGCAGACAUUGAUGCUACUCAACUAGAAGACACUAAAUACACAACAGAGUCAGAGGGUGAAGCUUCCAUGUUAGAUCAGAGCUUCUCUUCCACUAAAGACGACUUGUCGCUCUGUGAUGAUCCACUCGCACCUUCCAGGAAGAUUAUCGGGGACAGAGGGGGCCCCGCUUCCAUGAAGGAGAAUGUGUGUCAGGUGUGUGAGAAGACCGGGGAGCUGCUGCUAUGUGAGGGUCAGUGUUGUGGAGCCUUUCACCUUGCCUGCAUUUCUCUGGCCGAGGCCCCGAAAGGGAAGUUUGUGUGUCCGGAGUGCAAAACAGGUAUCCACACCUGCUUUGUGUGCAAGAAGCGCAGUGAGGACGUGCGACGCUGCAUGAUCCCCACCUGCGGCAAGUUCUACCACGGUGAGUGCAUCGCCACCUACGCCCCAACUGUGCCCGUCAACCGAGGCUUCCGCUGCUCCAUCCACGCUUGCCUCACCUGCUUCAUCGCCAAUCCCACCAGUCCCUCCAGCUCUAAAGGACGUCUCGUGCGUUGCGUGCGCUGCCCGAUCGCAUACCACGCCAGUGACCUCUGCAUGGCGGCCGGCUGCGUGGUGCUCUCGAGCAACAGCAUCAUCUGUCCCAACCACUUCACACCGCGACGGGGCGUCAAGAACCACGAGCACGUCAAUGUCAGCUGGUGUUUUGUUUGCACUGAAGGGGGAAGUCUGUUGUGCUGCGAGUCCUGCCCCGCCGCCUUCCACCGGGAGUGUCUGAACAUUGAGAUGCCCAAAGGUAGCUGGUACUGCAACGACUGCAAGGCUGGGAAGAAACCUCACUACAAGGACAUCCUGUGGGUCAAGGUCGGACGCUACAGGUGGUGGCCUGCCGAGGUCAGCCAUCCCAAAACCAUCCCAGAGAACAUCCAGCGUAUGCGACACGACGUGGGCGAGUUCCCCGUUCACUUCUUUGGCUCCAACGACUACCUGUGGACCUACCAGGCCCGCGUCUUUCCUUAUAUGGACGUGGACGCCAACAGCAAGGAGAAGAUGGGCAAAGGUGUCGACGCCACAUAUAGGAAAGCUCUGGAGGAGGCGGCAGUGCGUUUUCGUGAGCUACAGGCUGAGAAGGAGCUUCGCCAGCUUCAGGAGGACAGAAAGAAUGAUAGGAAGCCUCCACCAUACAAGCACAUCAAGGUGAAUCGGCCAAUAGGGAAAGUUCAGAUCAUCACUGCUGACCUAUCAGAGAUCCCGCGCUGCAACUGCAAGGCCACGGACGAGAGCCCAUGCGGGAUGGACUCGGAGUGCAUCAACCGCAUGCUCCUUUACGAAUGUCACCCACAGGUGUGCCCAGCAGGCGAGCGCUGCCUCAACCAGGCGUUCAGCAGGCGUCAGUACAGCCAGGUGGAGAUCUUCAGGACGCUGUCUCGAGGCUGGGGUCUACGCUGUGUCCACGACAUCAAGAAGGGUCAGUUUGUUAGCGAGUACGUUGGGGAGGUGAUCGACGAGGAGGAGUGCAGGUCGAGGAUCAGGCACGCACAGGAGCACGACAUCUGUAACUUCUACAUGCUAACUCUGGAUAAGGAUCGUAUCAUCGAUGCUGGGCCGAAGGGCAACGAGGCUCGCUUCAUGAACCACUGCUGCCAACCCAACUGCGAGACCCAGAAGUGGACGGUGAGCGGAGACACACGAGUGGGACUUUUCGCCCUCGUCGACGUCCCUGCCGGCACUGAACUCACUUUUAACUACAACCUGGAGUGUUUGGGGAACGGCAAGACUGUCUGUAAAUGUGGAGCGUCCAAUUGCAGCGGCUUCCUCGGCGUCAGGCCAAAGAACAACCCGCCUUCAGAUGACAAAGGACGCAAGCUGAAAAGGCGUGGCCACGGCAAGCGGAAGAAGAAGGUGGUGGUGACCAAAGAGCGAGAGGACGAGUGCUUCAGCUGCGGAGACGGAGGACAGAUGGUGUCCUGUAAGAAACCCGGCUGUCCCAAGGUCUACCACGCCGAUUGCCUCAACCUCACCAGGAGGCCUGCGGGACGCUGGGAGUGUCCGUGGCACCAGUGCGACGUUUGCGGCAAGGAGGCGGCGUCCUUCUGCGAGAUGUGCCCCAGCUCGUACUGCGGGCAGCAUCGCGAGGGCCUGCUCUUCAUCUCCAAGCUGGACGGCAAGCUGUCUUGCAGCGAGCACGACCCCUGUGGACCAGACCCCCUGGAACCGGGGGAGAUCCGCGAGUACAACCCCCAGUCCAAGGGCCUGACGUCGGGCUUGGGAAUGGCAGUCAUCACCCCCUCUGCUCCGGGGGUCUCAGCGGGUGCGAGCUCCACCCCCAGCAGGGUUCAGGAUGACAGUGCCGCCCCUGGAGGCUGCGUUUCCGAGUCAUUUCCUGCCUUUUCCAUCCCGGUACCCAUCACCAUUCCUGUGUCCACGCCUACCACCUCACCUCCAUCCGGCAGCAUGUUUGACCUCCCACAGUACUCGCCCAUCUCCUCCUAUGAGGAGGACAGGGACGUCCUGGAGGAGGAAGAGGAAGAGGAGGAGGAGGGGCAAUUGGAGGAAGAUGAUGAUGAAGAAGAAGAAGAGGAGGAAGAGGAUGGAGAAACAGGAAGGCAGGAUGAGGUGGAAGAGGAGGAGGAUGCAGCUUUGGAAUACCUUGAGAUCAGAGACGAUGAGGAUGAGGAGGACUGAGGCUGAAGACCUUUGAAAGUGUCUUCUAGCAGGUGUGCGUUGACCACAAUGCAAUCGCAGCUUCUGCUCUUCUGGUUCCUUUACAGACUUCUACGCCACCUUUGACCCCUUCAAGUGUAAAAUAAUUUCAUCCGCAUGGUCUUUCCUCAUUCCAAUUGUCAAACAUGCUCACAACAUUAGGUACACCUCAUGAGAUCCAGUACAAGAGCUUGGAAGUAUUUGUUUACCAGAAAUACUUCGAGCCGGGGCGUCUAUUGACCUUAUCUUUUAACGUGAAUCAUAAUUUGGAGUGCAUGAGAGAGUGAAAAGGACAACGUAGCUCUCUCGUGGUCCAUUUAUUAGCAAGUAUAUUGCACAACACAGCAGCCACACAGCCAAUGUUGUAAUAGCGGUAAGCAGUUAGCAGGUCAUUGUACGGUACAGCAAAUGUAACGCGCAUGACUUUCACACCCGUAGCUGAGUCGCAACAUUUUAAAGCGCAUGCAGAGGCAGAUAAAGCUGCUGGAUUUUGACCACUUUUGAUACUUCAACCAGUAUUCCCCACAAGACUGCAAUCUAUUUGUGGUGGCGGGCCAUAACGAUGUCGACGUGUAAUUUGCAUAAUUGGCCAUGACACGUUUGCAUGUCAACACAUCGCGCUUCAAAUUUUGCGGCUUCACUAUCACGUUUUGUUUUUUUUUUUUCAAAAAUAUAUUAACCAAUAAAUCAUCGCUCUUUUGUGGUUGACUACGGCCUAUUAUUAGUAAAAAAUCAAAUAUGAAUGUAAGUAACUUGUAUAUAUUUUUGGCCUAAAUUAAGCAUUUUCAAGCAUAAAAAUGACUAAAUGAGCUAAAAUACAAAUAUAUAUAUUGGGUGUUAUGACUGUAAAGAUGACAAUGGGGGCUCUAUCCAUCCAUCCAUUUUCUAUGAGACUUAUCCUCACUAGGGUCACGGGGGUAUGCUGGAGCCUAUCCCAGCCGACUUCGCGCGAGAGGCGGGGUACACCCUGGACUGGCCGCCAGCCAAUCGCAGGGCACAUGUAGACAAACAACCAUUCACACUCACAUUCAUACCUAUGGACAAUUUAGAGUCUCCAAUGAACCUAACAUGCAUGUUUUUGGAAUGUGGGAGGAAGCUGGGAUACCCGAAAGAAAGCCACGCACGGGGAGAACAUGCAAACUCCACACAGAGAUGUCCAGCGGAGAUUUGAACCCAGAGCUUUCAGGUCUCCUGACUGUGUGGCCAACAUGCUAACCACUAGACCCAAGAGGCAGCCCGCCACAAAUUUGGACCGCCACAAAUCAAUUGCAGCUACUGUCGUCUUCUGGAGUUUGUUUCCAAAAAGGUUGCCUACAGCCACAGCUGUUAAUGCUGAUGUGUUUUGACCCGUCGCUAAUUGGAGACCCUUGCGGUUAUUGGCUUUUGCAGACCACAUACCAGGCUGUAAAUGAAUAGAGGCAUUCAUUGGGGCAUUUGUGAGCUGGGAUAGGCUCCAGCUCCCCACCAUCAUUAGUAGGAUAAGAGGUCUAGAAAAUGGAUGGAUUUGUUUAUAUUAAACCUUCUCUUAUUACAUAAAUGAUUGAAUUUGAUAAAUGAGUAAGUUUAUUUUGUUAAAUAUAAUUUUAAAAAAUGAGUGUAUUUAUUUUAUUCCAUUUUUUUUACAUUUAAUUGUAUUCAUUUCAUUAAAUAUAUUCCCAGUUUUCGUAUUGUGGCUGUACAGUACUGUAGUGCAGAAGUGCACUGCAUCAUACUAAUGUGUAGCUGUCUAAGGUACGGUGCUACAGCUCUUGUAUUGGAUCCCUGCUUUGGAUGACAAGGUGUAUUCAUCAAGUAGCAAUCACACUUUUGUUUGUUGAUUUUAAAUCAUGGACUGUUUUAGAGACGUGUCAUUAUUACAGGACACUCGAUGCUUAGUAAUGACAACACUAGUGGACGUUUUGGACCGCAGGUUCACACCGACACCUGACCAACUUCCCACGCGGUCCAAAUGUGUCUGAGUGAAACACUCAACGCCAGAGGAAGGACAUUUCCCAGGAUUGUUGGGUUAUUUGGGGUCAUUAUACGCUUGUGGACAAAAAUCUUGGGACACACCUUCGAAUUGUUGAGUGACUCAAUAUGGGGUUGAACUAGACCCUGCUAGAUCCCACCACAAUCUUCAUUGAUCUGCUUGGCGAGUUGUGGGAACACUGUAGGGAAGGCACUGUUAUUGCCAGCGCACAAGGCCAGCACCGCAAAGGCAUGCUUGGAGGAGUUAGGUGUGGAAGGACAAGCCCCAGUCACCAUAAAUGUCACAAAGGGGAAAAAAAGUCCCCAACGGCACUCUCGACGUCUUGCAAAAAGUCGUCCUGGAAUAGUGGAAGCUGAACAACCUGCAAAAGACGGGGAACCAUCACAUUUUUUUUUUACUUCCUGGAUGUGUCCCAAUACUUUUGUUCCACCCAGCGUCCCACCCACCCCCAGCUGAGGGAUGUGUUCAGAGAAAAAGAAAGAAAGUCCGCGGUCUUAACACUGAAACACAGCAGCUGUGUGUAAGCUGUAGUCGGUUUAUUUAUAUAUUACUGUGACGUGACCACACAACAACCAUGGCGCUUCUAAGUGUGUGUGCGCGUGUGUGUGCGCGCGCGCGCGUGUGUAUGUGUCCAACGUGUGUUUUGUCCUAAAUAAGUAUUUAGUGUGUGCGUGUGUGUCAUCUUAAAGCCUUAAAGUGUCUUUUCCCCGGAGACAUUUUGAAGCCGACUAAUUCUAAACUUUUUACAGUGGCCCAAUCACACCUCAUUGCUCAUUGUAAUUAGCACCGCUUCCAUCAAACAAAAGUACUAGACUACAGUAUACAGUACAGAUAUCUACAGUAUAUAUAAGAUGUGAAAUAAGCACUUUGUACCGGCAUCAUUUCUUUUCUUGUUUUUCCUCCCUGCUCCAACAUGAAGCCAAAUAAAAGUAGUACAUCUGCAAGUGGCAAAUUCCCAUUAUAUUACUCUCUUACAUGUCGUUUUUAUGAACAGCUGAAAUAUCACACCCUUGAGGUCCAACAGGGUAGACAAUUGCAAUUUCGAGGGUGGGAACCAUAUUUGGUAACUUAAAUCCAAGUUAGUAGAACCAUGUUAUUUCUCCCAGAUAAUAAACAAGUGUAAUAAUAAUAAUGAAAGAAAAGUAAUUAAAUUUAAAAGAUACUACACCAGUAAGCAUUAUGAAUAUUUUAAAAUUACAUUUUUUAAAUAAUUAAUUAGGAUUUGAGUUGAUAAAAUGGAGGGAAAAAAAUUUAAUAUUUAAAAAUACAUUUACUACAAAAAAAAAAAGAAUUAUCUAUGGUUUUGUCAUGUUUUUCAAACAAAGUAUUUCUCUACUUGCUUAAAAGGUGCAUAAAAUCGUCGUCUGGAACUCCAAGUAAAAAAAAAAUUCUUUAAUUUUAAUUAUAAAAGAUAAACUUAGUUCACAUUGCCGUCAUACAAUGUAAGCUUGUACGUCACAGCAUGUCAUAGGUGAAAAUACGCCCUCCAGUGGCUGUCAGCGGAAUAUGAACGACGUCAACGUGACGAGACCGUUCCUCGAGGCAAUGCCAUGAUGUUACUCAUUUUCUUUCAUGAAAAAAUAUCCAAAGCGAUUUGGGCUGAGAGAAUAUGACCAUUGUAUUACUUACGUUCCUUUCCUCAAACAAUAGCGUUGCUGUAAAGUUAUUACUUAAAAAUACAGUCUUUGUGUAUUUUCAGCUGGUUUAAAAAAAAAAGAACCUUGCUAUCCCAGUGGCCUCGAAUGCGCCACAAGUCAGGCGAAGCUAAACUAAAAAAAAUAAAAAUAAAAAAAACUUCAAGGGUAAAAGGCAUUGCUGUACUUCCCGUUGAGGUGUGGAAAUGUUUUACCGCUUUGUCACGGAGAGCCUUUUAUUUCACAGUUUAAACAGUCAAGGUGGAGAUGUUAGAGUAGCAAAAAAAUAUAUUUAAGCCACAUUUUGUGAUGAUUACACAAAAGCACACAUUUCCACUUUAUUCUGACAGCUUUUUUGUGCUGAGGAUGACUCAAUACAAAAGCAAGGAGAACAUUCUUGUUAUAAUGUGAAGUUUGUCAGCACUAUUCAAUUUCAUUUUAAAAAAAAAACAUUCAAGCAGUUAUUUGAGGGGCAAAAGAGUCAUCUGGUAUUUUGGAAAAAAAGGCAACAAUAAAUAAGUGCAACCAAAUGUUGAAGACAGCUUCUGAGGUGAUGACCGUUUGUGCCGAAAGACUUCUGUCUUGAGGAAAUCUUUCAAGGUUUGGGAACCAGCACAAAAAGAGGAAAAAAGAAAAAAAAAAAAAAACUCAACAUGUGGACUGAAAAAUGGAGGAAAACUGAGUCUCUCUCCCCCCCACAUCCGUGCGAGUAGAUGACAGGAUCAUGUGAUGCACAGACACACCAACAGGCACAGCAUCCAUUACUGUGGACCACCAGGCCAUGCAGGGCUCUCUGGCUUCAAACCACACACUCAAAAAAAAAAAAAAAAAGGGGAUUUUGGAGUGAAAUUAACAGGUUUUUUGUACAUGGAUCCUAAAACAAAACAAGUCUCAGCAGGUCAGUUGUCCAUCUUGAAGGUCCAGCUCGGUGCAGCAAUGAUGAGGACCAAUCUAGAUGUUCAGUUCUUCACGCCACACAACCACUUAGUGUCUUUUCCCACUUCCCAGCCAGCGUGUUCGUCUUCCCUGUCGUCAACCAUCAUCAUCAGUUGCUGUUGCAGCACACGUAGAAGUACGAGUCUUUCUUUUGGCCCAAGUCGACGCCCGUUUCUUCUGCUGAAACACAGUGGAUUAGUACAUACAUGAAAAAUAGUAUAUUAUAUAUAUAUAUAUAUAAUUAUUAUUAUUAGAUAGAUAUUUUACUGAUCUAAGAGAAAGUAAAGUUUCGAGCAGCGCUCCAAAAAUCAUAAGUCAUAAUAAAAAAAUCAAGGCAAGAGAAGUUAAAUUAGGAGAACACAAAUGAAGUUCAAACAUGGGAAAAUGUUGCAUAACAUCAAUAACAAUAAGUAUAGCUGUAAUAUUACAUUUACAUGGGUACAUAUUAAUGUAGUGUGUGUGUGUGUACGUACGUAUACAGUAGACUCACCUGUCAUGUACUGAAAUGCGGCGUUGUUGUAGUCCUCAGCCACUUUUUGGAACAAGUCAUCUGGCAAGCAGAGGCAGCGAUAAAGUCUUUAGCUUAAUUUCAUGUUUAAAUUCCAAAAGAGACAGUUUUGCAUUAUAUUUGCUGUUGGUGUGAUGUGAAGGCUUUGUAAUUGUUAAAGUAACUACCAUAAAUACUCAAUUUACACCAAAGAGUAAAUUGGCAAUGUAAAAGUCAUAAGACAACCAAUGCAGUAGCAUUUAUAGCAUUGAUGAGUUCAACGUAAACAGUACAGUCGUACAGUACAGUACAGUACAGUCGUAGCUCGCUACAUCGCGGUUCGAAUCUCACUCACAAUUUUUCAAAAAUAUAUUAAGAAAUCAUGUUGUUUCAUGGUUUAAUACGGCUUAUUGGUCCAAAAGUAUGCAUACAUUUGCCUAUUUCAGCAUUUUCAAGCAUAAAACUGGCUUAAUGAACUAAAAUACAAAUAUAAAGGCAUUAAGAAGACGCAUUCAAAUUGUAAUAUGUAGUAUUCUACACUGGGUGUCAGUAAUGUUAUUGUAAUGUUCGGUGAGGCACGUCGGCAAAACAGGUUUUUAUUGCAGGUUUGAAUUCUCUCACAACAGGCGCAACAAUAACAUAAUAACAACACGGGCUACUGUUGCGGCAGUAAUCUACUCAAGUCUGAACCUCCAAUGUCACUUCUUGAACACAUCCGGAACACAUUUAUUGCCAAGCACACGAACACAAGUCUUAUUUAUGCCUUAAAUGGCUUAUUUACUCUUAUUAUGUUUACUAUAUUGGGUAAUAUGAGUGUUAAGGUGACUAUAGGGGUGUUAGUUCAUGUCUAGCAGGCUCUAAUAACGUGAAAACCCGUAUUUAGAAGGUUGUAAACAGGUUCUCUUUGCCGUAACUCCAAAAAUAUUUGAUUUAUAAAGAAGGAAUCCUACUUUGCGGAAAUUCACAUAUCACUGUCAGGUCUGGAAGCAAUCAACCGCGACAAAUGAGGGAUUACAGUACAGCAAAUGUGACAUGCAUGACUUUCACACCAACAUGCAGAGGCAGACAAAGCUGCUGGAUGCUGACCAUUCAUGACACUUCAAAUACAGCUACUGCCAUCUUGUGGAGUCCAUUAAAAAAACAUUAGGUGGUUGCCUACAGCCACAUGACAAUUUAUUGGACCCAAUAUUGGAAAUGUGGCAGGCAGACUGAGAAUAGCGUGAUAUGAGCAAGCGAACCUGCAGACCAUUCAUAGCGUGACUCACCAACAUUGUUUCCUGUUUUGCUGGAGGUCUCAAAAUGCUGCGCGCCAAUCUCUAAGAGCAGAACAGUGAGUCAGUCACAAUGAGGAAAGAGCUCACGUUUGGGACAAGAACUGAAGUACCGCUAAUAUCACGGUUGUUCCUCAUUUGGGUCAGACACAUUAUUCAACAUUAAUCACAGCCAUGCAUUUCCCUCUUCUAUUGGACUUGAUCUUUCCGUUCAUUUGUCAUGUGAGAGAGCUAGACCGGUGUCACCUUCAGCAAAGUCCUGUGCGUCGUGGUAGUCGAUCUGACGCAGACUCCGGUCUGCUUGAACCAGGUCGUUCUUGGUGCCGCACAGGUAGAUCUUACAGUGCUGGACGGCGUUUUUGGGGUUGUUUUCCAUGUUAAAGAAUACAAAUGUCAGAACCACAACGCUGACGCCGCAUGGAUAAAUUCUCAUACCUCCUCGCAGUUCUGCAGCUCUUUCACCCAGAAACGCGCACGCUGGAAGCUGCUGCUGUCCGUCAGGUCUACAAAUCCAGAAGCAUAGAUUAGACAUAGUCGAGAAAUCUUCCCGUUUCUCCUUGAGCACUGAGGCUUCGGGUAAUGUUUCAUACAUCCACAUUCACCAACAAUUAACCCCUCCAACAUCACUCGCACUGUGAUUAUGAAUCCGUUUAAAUUGUAGGUGAAAUUGACUGCAAAUGUGAGUGAUAUUGUAACUCUAUCACACACACACACCGUACAAGUCUUAUCUUGUAGAUGUGUAUUUGUAUUUAUAUGGGAUGUGUAUUUUAUAUAAAGUAUGUGUAAAUGAUUUAAUAAACAAUCUAAUGAUUGCAACACCAUCUAAUAUAUAUCUACAAUGAAUUCAAUGAAUGAUGACAAAUGUUUAAAUAAUGACAGUGGGUGUGGAUGAAUGUGAUGAUAAUGUUUAGUGGGCAGGGGAAUAAUUAUUGCUUUCCAUUUAUGGUGACUACCGCUUGCGAUAAGGGAUGAGAUUAAAUAGAUUCUGGACUUUAGCCUGGUCUGGAGAAGGCUAAUGCCACAGAAUAUAUCUCCAUGGGAAUUUAUGUCAGAACAUAUUCCACUUUCCACUAUCCCACUUUUGUGCAACCAGAUCACGGGUAAAUUGAGCCAGGAUAACCAACAUAUCCCGGCUUAAUCCCUAAUCCUAGUUUUGUGCAGUGGGCCCCAGGAGUGACGUCAGCCGUGUGGCAGUAAAAAGACGUUGCAGCUCAUUGCAAAACUUGUCGUGCACAAGUUUCCCAUGGUGGCACAAAAGUUUAAUAAGACGAACCUCAUCGCGCAUAUGCAGCGCCAUCACGCGGGAAACUCCCACGGGACGGCAAAAGUCAUCAUCUAGAAGAGAAAAGAGCCCGUCGCUGUCAAUGGAAAGUAAUGUUGGGUUUAAAACGCUUCACUGAGUGAACCUGUCACUACAUCGUGGAUAAAACGAUACCCAACAUCCAUGUUGUGAACUCGAAUAAUAUUUACCAUUUAAAAAAAAUGUUGGCAGUCCUUCAGAGUCUGGACGAGGAUGGGCAAGUGACGUUGACACCAGACGACAGUCCUACCCGUAACCUUUCCUUCACUCUAAUGCUUUCUUAACUGUAAUGGUCCAGUUCUCAGUGAAUUGCUGUUUGUUAUAUAUUUUAUUAUAUUAAAUUAUUAUUAUUUUAUUACAUUUAUUGUUCACAUUCACUAUUCGCCUCGUCAGAUCAGCAAACUUUGUGGGACAAUCGUUACUGCCCCACAAAUGGACAUAAAAAGUAAAAAACCCACAAGACGUUCGACCGUGGAAAGCAUGCUAAGGUGGCAGUAAGUUAGUUCACAUUUCUCCUGCUAAUAUCUCCAGGUUAGUGCUCAUGGUGACUAAUAUCUCCAGCCUAGUGCCCAUGGUGGCUAAUAUCUCCAGCCUAGUGCUAAUGGUGGCUAAUAUCUCCAGCCUAGUGCUCAUGGUGGCUAAUAUC
Dunckerocampus dactyliophorus (ringed pipefish) is the source of this 21524-nucleotide messenger RNA. It is a transcript of the gene nsd1b, whose product is annotated as nuclear receptor binding SET domain protein 1b. The transcript is spliced from 28 exons. The record is from RefSeq and is a predicted model, not a curated record. Gene Ontology annotation, biological process: regulation of DNA-templated transcription. Gene Ontology annotation, molecular function: protein binding; histone H3K36 methyltransferase activity. NCBI's taxonomy places the organism in Eukaryota, Metazoa, Chordata, Actinopteri, Syngnathiformes, Syngnathidae. Bases 5020 to 13263 code for a protein of 2747 amino acids. Gene Ontology annotation, cellular component: chromatin; nucleus.